GCCGGGGGCGCCGCCGGGGGCGCCGCUGGCGGCGCCGCGGGCGCGGCGGCCGAAGCCACAGCUUCGCCAGGCCCAGGUGCCGCCCUGCAGCCGACCGCGGGCGGCGUGCCUUGGCAGCCGCGGGUGUACGUCGUGACUGCGACGGGCGCGGGCAGGAUGGACCUCGCGCUCAGCAUUCAGCAGCGCAUGGCGGAGUGGCUGGGCCCCCAGGACGUGCUCUCGCACGUCUGCGAGGAGGGGUGCCUGCAGACCAUGGGAGGGGGCAACCUGAGCAACGUGUUCGAGGUGCCGAACUCGCCAGACGGGCACUACCAGCUGGACACCUGCAAGACGGAGACCAAAAAGAAGUGCUACCCGCUCCGCGUCUCGCAGAUCAAGUUCGUAUACGGCCUCGUGCGCGAGGUCAGACGCCUGAAGGCCUCCGGCGGCGCCAUGCCCAGGUGGUGGCUGGUCAAGGACGACGACACGUACGUCAACAUGGCCAACUUGGUAGAGGCCAUGGAGAGGCGUGCCGCCGGCGUGCUGCCGCAGCCGCCGUGGCGGGCCAACGUGUCUUUCGCGUCCACGGGUUGCGCGCCGCAGGUGUGCGGCGGCGCCGGCUGGGUCCUCAGCGCGGAGCUGGCAGAGCGGCUGUGCCUCGGGCCGCUCGGCGACGCGUGGAUACACGAGGAGAUGAACAUGAUCGUCCACCCUAGAAGAGCGGCUUGGUACGAUCAGUGGCUCCGGUUCAUCCUGCGGUUCAUGAUGACCGUGCCCCCGGAGAAGUACGCAACCGUUAUUCGCCUGGAGGAGAUGAAUGAGUUUGCCCCGGGCAGUGACGGUUGCACACACAAGCGUCCUGAGUGGACGACAUGCUACGAUCUGGGCAAGGUUUGCCGCUGCUCCCGCGCGCUCAAGCCGGCGACCUUCCACCUGAAGGGCGAUUGGCGAAAGGAGCUGGACGUCAUCAUCGGCGCAGGGCUCUGACGCGAGCCCGGCUCGCGCGCGCCUGCUCUUGGUGUGCGGCUUGCGGAGCGGCGCGGGGGGGGGCGCUCUCCCUGGCGGGCAAGCCGUGCACCAAUUGCCACGCUUGCCCAGGAUCGCUUGCGUGUGCAGCCGAAAGGGG
Molecule: messenger RNA, 1105 nt
Organism: Prorocentrum cordatum
Lineage: Eukaryota; Dinophyceae; Prorocentrales; Prorocentraceae
Source: the annotation of a GenBank genome assembly